Messenger RNA from Staurois parvus, 1336 nucleotides. The record is from the annotation of a GenBank genome assembly. NCBI's taxonomy places the organism in Eukaryota, Metazoa, Chordata, Amphibia, Anura, Ranidae.
AUGGGGGCUGCCGAACCAACGAGGACGCCGAAUGGGCGGAGCUUACAGCAGUACCUGCAUGUGGUGGGCUUUUUUGGACCUCUUUGGUGUGAGUAUGAUUGUGCCAUUACUGAAUCAUCACAUGAAAUCCCUUGGGGCCAGUCCAACAACAGCUGGUAUAAUAGGUUCCUGCUAUGGCAUCCUGCAACUCUUCUCUAGCUCUAUUGUGGGGAGCUGGAGUGAUAUUGUUGGAAGACGAUAUUCACUAAUUGCCUGUAUUGUAAUAAGUGCUCUUGGCUAUGGUCUUCUUGGUGUGUCCAUUAAUAUUUACAUUUAUGCCAUUGCUAGGAUACCUGUGGGAAUUUUUAAGCAUUCACUUUCCAUAUCAAAAGCAUUCCUGUCAGAUCUUGCAAGUGAAAAAGAGCGCCCCCAUGUAAUGGGGAGGUUUAAUGCGGCUUCCAGUAUGGGCUUUAUCCUGGGUCCUGUUGUUGGUGGUUACCUAGCUGAACUGCAGGGAGGUUUUUAUAUGACAUCCCUAAUCUGUACUGUCAUAUUUAUAAUAAAUGCAGGUCUUGUUUGGAUUAUGCCACAAACAGGGGAAAAACUGAACAUUUUUGCUCACCCUGAUAGUAGUGUGACUUUAAGGAUCAACCAGCCACCAGAUUCUAGUAUAUCACAUAAUUUGCAGGAAGAUAAUGGGAAGAAGCCAAAUAAUGCUGCUCAGACGGUAGUGGCGCAAAUAAUUUCCGUUUUUAAGAAAGUCACAGGUGUGGCUUUCUCUGAGAUGUGGGACAUAUUUUUAGUCCGUCUACUCAUGGCAAUAUCUGUAAUGCUGUACUACAGCAACUUUGCCUUGGCGAUGGAAGAAAGAUUCCAUAUGACUCCUCGAAUGACUGGCUUCUUGAUUAGUUAUGGCAGUACUCUUGGAGCCUUGGCUGGAUUUUCACUGGGACCACUAUCUAGACUUUAUCAGUACAAUACUUACACCAUGUUGUUACAUUCAAGUGUCCUCACAUUCUUUUCCAUUCUGGUGUAUUCAGUAGCACCUAAAAUGUGGAUAGUAAUUUUGUCUUCAACAUUCUUGGCCUUUUCUACCAGUAUAGGAAGGACUUGUAUUGUGGACCUUGAACUUACACUAGGCGAGCAGCAUGGAAGUGGCACACUAAUAGGAGUCGGGCAGUCAGUGACAUCAGUGGGACGCAUACUGGUACCCCUCUUGUCUGGAAUAGCACAAGAAUAUAGUCCAUGUGGGCCUCCACAGCUGGGUGCUGUGUUAGCGUUGGCAUCCAUAUUCCUUAUGUAUAAGAGUAAAUUAGGCUACAGUUAUUCCUCACACAAAAAGCUUAAAGCUGCCUGA